AUGAAGUUGUGCGUCAAAAUGCUUUACUUUGCAAUUCUUUUUUGUGCAACUUUUGCACUGGGAGUUCCCCUACAAGAGAAAAAAUCUGUUCAAAUAGGAGGUAGAAUAAUUGGAGGCCGAAAGGCAUACGCUGGCCAAUUCCCUUUCCUAGCAGCUAUUUAUACCCAUACAAAUGAUGGAAGUUACUUCUGUGGUGGAGCCCUUCUGACCCCAGAAUGGGUAUUGACCGCUGGUCAUUGCGUCGAUGGAGCUGUUUUGUUUACUGUUCAUUUGGGAUCCAAUACUUUGGAUGGUAACGACCCAAAUCUUAUCAAACUUUCAACAGACACAUUUGUUUUGCAUCCUGAAUAUGACCCAAUGACUCUGAAAAAUGAUAUUGGUUUGAUUAAAUUCCGCAUGGCUAUUACGUAUUCCACUUAUGUGUAUCCUAUACAUCUGUUGCCAGGAGCUCCGCUUUCUGAUUAUUCUUCACUUUUGACGACGGGAUGGGGACAGAUUAGUGAUGAUGACUCUGGUCUUCAAAAUGAGGUUUAUUAUGUGUCUGUAACAACCAUUUCGAAUAAUGAGUGUAAACUGGUUUAUGGUAACCAAAUUCUUGAUACUAUGGCAUGUGCCGAAGGAAAUUAUAAUGAAGGAAUUUGCUAUGGCGAUACUGGAGGACCAUUGAUUCAAUAUGUGAGUCGGAAUCAAGUUAUGCACGUUGGUGUUGCAAGUUUCUUUAGCCAAAACGGAUGCGAAAGUACUGAUCCAUCGGGAUACACCAGAACGUACGAUUAUGUAAAAUGGAUCAAAAAUAUAACCGGUUUUAAAUAAAAUGUUUGUCAAUAAAAUGAUAAUAAGUUA
This is a messenger RNA of Tribolium madens (black flour beetle), 843 nucleotides long. RefSeq names its product brachyurin-like. NCBI's taxonomy places the organism in Eukaryota, Metazoa, Arthropoda, Insecta, Coleoptera, Tenebrionidae. The record is from RefSeq and is a predicted model, not a curated record. Gene Ontology annotation, molecular function: serine-type endopeptidase activity. Gene Ontology annotation, biological process: proteolysis. The transcript is spliced from 7 exons. The coding region runs from base 1 to 813 and encodes 270 amino acids.